This is a messenger RNA of Cavia porcellus (domestic guinea pig), 1243 nucleotides long. RefSeq names its product RD3 regulator of GUCY2D (gene Rd3). The transcript is spliced from 3 exons. NCBI's taxonomy places the organism in Eukaryota, Metazoa, Chordata, Mammalia, Rodentia, Caviidae. Gene Ontology annotation, biological process: retina development in camera-type eye. Bases 294 to 917 code for a protein of 207 amino acids. The record is from RefSeq and is a predicted model, not a curated record.
ACAGGGAGCUCAGCUCAGCCUCCAGGGACUCCCGCUCAGUGAACACCGCCCAGCUGCUUCCCCGUGCGCUGUGGGCUCCAGCAAAACUUCUCAGAGACAGAAAGCACAAAAGGCACAAGGGCGCGGCCAGCAGCAGGAGACCUAGAGGGAGGCAGAGAGGAUGUAGCCUACCCUCCCAGCUUCUGCUCAUCUACUACUGCUCAACUUUCUGCUUUUCCUGAAAAAUCCAUACUCUCUUCUCCCACCCUGGGGAACAGAAAUCAGAGUCCUUGAGAAAGCAAGGGUCUGGGGUCAUGUCCCUCAUCCCAUGGCUCCGGUGGAAUGAGGCUCCCACCCGGCUGUCAUCCCGGAGCCCAGCGGAGAUGGUGCUGGAGACACUCAUGAUGGAGCUGGUGGGGCAGAUGCGUGAGACAGAGCGGCAGCAGCGGGAGCGCAACAGUGCAGUCAGGAAGGUCUGCACUGGCGUGGACUACAGCUGGCUGGCCAGCACACCACACCCCACCUAUGACCUCAGCCCGAGCGAGCAGCUGCAGCUGGAGGACGUUUGCACCAAAAUCCACCCUUCCUACUGUGGGCCAGCCAUCCUCAGGUUCCGGCAGCUGCUAGCAGAGCGAGAGCCCGCGGUGCAGGAGGUGUCGAGGCUGUUCCGCAGCGCCCUGCAGGAGGUGCUGGAGCACAUGCGACAAGAGGAAGAGCUGCAGCGGCUCACCAGGCAGUGGGGGGCCUGGCCGCGGGCUCGCGGCGGCCUGGCCCCCUUCAGGGCCCGCGCGCGCAUCGCGCCCUCCGCCGGCGACAUCCGCACGGUGUCCGAGCGCGUGGAGCGGGCGGCGCCGCCGCGCAGCUGGAGCGCGCCGGAUGUCCGGGCGCAGGCCGCGUGGGCGGGCCCGGAGCCGCCUAGCUCGCCCGGGCAGGAUUAGUGCGGAGAAACCUGGCCGCCCCUCCGCAGCUGCUGCUUCAGGGUGAGCCCGGGCCAUCACAGCAUCAGCCUCGGUGUCACCCCACCCCAUCCUACCCCGCCUCAGCAGCCGUGCAGUCCACCCCAACACGAGGGCGGAAACUUUCCAUUAACUAGGGACCCUUUAGGUGCCACCCCCGACUCCAAGACCGAAAAGGUCCCAAUGCUGCCUCGCAACCUGAAGCAGAAGGGGGCCGCUCUGAGGCAAACUGGAUGUGGAGUUUUCUCUUUGGCUGGACGCGCUCUGUGGAAUGUUUUUCCUAAAAUAAAUCUCUGCCUUUCUUAAUA